AAAUUGAAACAUUAUCAAAUAUAUCUAACAUAAAAACCCUUGUACUUUUGAUAAGUUUGUAUUCCACAGUGAGUGAGUGAACAGAAAUAAUCACACAAAAUGAGGCUGGAAUAUGCAUUACUUUUAAGUGUGUUAUUGGAUAUGGCGAAGUGUGCAAUUGACUUUACUGAUUGUGGAACAAUAUUAGAAGUAACUGAUGUGAAAUUUGGUAAUUGUAUACAAACACCUUGCACAGUUGAACGAUACUCUGAAGUGUCGGUCGAAAUUGAGUUGAGUCGAAAAACUCAUGUUCCGCCAUUGGAUUCUGUGAGUGCAGUUGCUGAAUAUGUCCAUCGAGGCAUUUCUUGGGAGUUGGGGAUAUCCCCCAGCGAUACAUGUACGACUUGGACAUGUCCACUACAAGAUGUAAAUACAUAUUCAUAUCAAGCGAAAAUUUCUUUUGAACCUAUUAGUUAUUUGAGACCAGGAGAAGUAUUAAUAAAAACCUUCAAUACCUUGCAACCUGAUGGAGAUCCCAUUUUCUGCGCAAGUUGGGACAUUAAUUUUGUUUAGUAUUAUUAAAUUUUUCGAAUUAAAAUAUUUAUUAAAAAUAAUAA
This is a messenger RNA of Diabrotica virgifera virgifera (western corn rootworm), 596 nucleotides long. RefSeq lists its product as uncharacterized. The record is from RefSeq and is a predicted model, not a curated record. Lineage: Eukaryota; Metazoa; Arthropoda; Insecta; Coleoptera; Chrysomelidae. Bases 100 to 552 code for a protein of 150 amino acids. The transcript has 4 exons.